AUGACGGCGGCCAGCGUUCUCCUCCUCCGUGCCUGCCUCGCGCUGCUUGCCAUGCCCAUCUACCUGCUGUCGUUCCUGGGCAUAUGGGAGCCUUUCUGUAAGAAGAUCUUUUUUCCUCUCUUCUUAGAGAAGCUUGCAGCGGUUCUCGAAAAGAAAACAAAAAAGCAGAAGCAGGAGCUAUUUCGUAAUCUCCCUGACUUCACGGGCCCCUCGGGAGAGCUGAAGCUGCUGGAGAUCGGGACCGGCUGCGGCACUAACUUCCAGUUCUACCCACCCGGCUGCAAAGUCACAUGCACCGACAUAAACCCCAACUUCCAGCAAGGCCUUUCAAGAAGUAUGAAAAAGAACCAGCACAUCCACUACGAGCGUUUCCUCGUAGCGGCAGGAGAAGACCUGCGCCAGGUGCCCAGCGGGUCUGUGGAUGCCGUCGUCUGCACCUUGGCCCUCUGCUCCGUGAGCAACGUGAACGGCACCCUGAAGGAAGUCCUGCGAGUGCUCAGACCAGGAGGCGUUUUCUAUUUCUUAGAGCACGUGGCCGCUGAUCGUUCCAGCUGGAGGUAUUUUUGGCAGCAGGUCUGCUAUCCGACUUGGAAACUCGUCUUUGCUGGAUGCUGCCUAACGAGAGAGAUCUGGAAGAAUCUCGAACAGGCCAGCUUCUCGGAGCUGAAAUUACAACACAUCAGCGUACCACUGCCCUGGACGCCCAUUCAGCCUCACAUCAUCGGGUACGCCGUGAAGUAA
Molecule: messenger RNA, 741 nt
Organism: Opisthocomus hoazin
Lineage: Eukaryota; Metazoa; Chordata; Aves; Opisthocomiformes; Opisthocomidae
Gene: TMT1A
Product: thiol methyltransferase 1A
Molecular function (GO): S-adenosylmethionine-dependent methyltransferase activity
Source: RefSeq, a predicted model, not a curated record